AUGAUUGUAGGCGUCAUUGAUUGCCUGUCAUCUCCAUGCGGAAAUAACGCAACAUGUAAUAAUACAGAAGGAUCGUUUAACUGUUUCUGUAAACAAGGUUUCGUAGGGGAUGGAUUCAAUUGUUCAGGUAAGAUUGUGCUAGCCCUAUUCUAAGUUUCAAUCCAAUUAGCCUUCCUGAAUUAAAAACCUCACAUCAUUUAGAUUAGUUUCUGUGUAGACUCACUCUUCCUCAGUUAAGAAGUUACAUUUUCAAGUAAGUUUUUAUAUUAGGACAUCAGAUCACCCUGAUAUACAAACAUAGCGAUAUAAAUUCUUCAGAGAUGUCCUACCGACUUCUCAGUUUAUUUUAAUAAAUUUAAACGAUCUUCAGAAAUUUUAUAAAAUUAUAUAAAUUUUUCAGAAAUGUUUCACCGAUUUCUCAGUUUAAUUAAAUAAUUAAUUAAUUAACGAUUAAUUAACAAUAAUGUGCUCCUGAUUUAUUCACUGACUCUAACGAUUGUAGACGUCAUUGAUUGUCUAUGAUAUCCAUGCGGAAAUAACACAACAUGUAAUAAAAAAGCAUCAUUUAACUGUUCAGGUAAUUAGAUUGUGCUAGCCUUUUUUAUAGUUGCAUUCCAAUCAGUCUUCCUAAAUUAUUUAAAAAAAAACAUCCAAUUGGUUAGUUUCCUUGUAGAAUCAGCCUUCCCAUUUAAGAGUUAGGUUCUUUGGAUAAUUUCGAUAUUAGGAAACCAGAUCGCCCUAAUUUACAAAAAUAGCGGCAUAAAAUCAUACGAAAUAUCUUACCGACUUUUCAGUUUAAUUCAAUUAAUUAUAAAAUCUUCAGAAAUCUUAUAAAAUCUUAAAAAAUCUACAGAAAUAUUUUAACAAUUCUCGGUUUCAGUAAAUUAUUUAAUUUAAUUAAUUUAAUUAAAGAUCUAUUAAAAAUAAUGUGCUCCUGAUUUAUUCAUGCACUGAUAUUAAUGAUUGUAGACGUCAAUGAAUGCCUGUCAUCUCCAUGCGGAAAUAACGCAACAUGUAAUAAUACAGAAGGAUCGUUUAACUGUUUCUGUAAACAAGGUUUCGUAGGGGAUGGAUUCAAUUGUUCAGGUAAGAUUGUGCUAGCCCUAUUUUAAGUUUCAAUCCAAUUGGCCUUUCCGACUUAAAAACCUCACAUCAUUUAGAUUAGUUUCUGUGUAGACUCACACUUCCUCAGUUAAGAAGUUACAUUUUCAAGUAAGUUUUUAUAUUAGGACAUCAGAUUACCCUGAUAUACAAACAUAGCCAUAUAAAAUCUUCAGAGAUGUCUUACCGACUUCUCAGUUUAUUCUAAUUAAUUGGAAAGAUCUUCAGAAAUCUUAUAAAAUCUUAUAAAUUGUCCAGAUAUGUUUCACCGACUUCUCAGUUUAAUUAAAUUAUUAAUUUAAGAUCAAUUAACAAUAAUCGGCUCCUGAUUUAUUCACCGACACUAAAGAUUGUAGACGUCAUUGAUUGUCUAUGAUAUCCAUGCGGAAAUAACACAACAUGUAAUAAAAAAGCAUCAUUUAACUGUUCAGGUAAUUAGAGUGUGCUAGCCUUUUUUAAAGUUGCAUUCCAAUCAGUCUUCCUAAAUUAUUUUAAAAAAAACAUCAAAUUGGUUAGUUUUCUUGAAGAAUCAGCCUUCCCCAUUUAAGAGUUACGUUCUUUGAAUAAUUUUUAUAUUAGGAAACCAGAUCGCCCUAAUUUACAAAAAUAGCGGCAUAAAAUCAUACGAAAUAUCUUACCGACUUUUCAGUUUAAUUCAAUUAAUUAUAAAAACCUUCAGAAAUCUUAUAAAAUCUUAAAAAAUCUACAGAAAUAUUCUAACAAUUCUCGCUUUCAGUUAAUUAUUUAAUUUAAUUAAUUUAAUUAAAGAUCUAUUAAAAAUAAUGUGCUCCUGAUUUAUUCAUGCACCGACAUUAUUGAUUGUAGACGUCAAUGAAUGCCUGUCAUCUUCAUGCGGAAAUAACGCAACAUGCAACAAUACAGAAGGAUCAUUUAACUGUUUCUGUAAACAAGGUUUCGAAGGAGAAGGAUUGAAUUGUUCAGGUAAGAUCGUGCUUGCCCAUUUAAAAUUUUCAGUCCAAUUAGUGUUCCGGAAUUAUUGAAAAAAUUACAUCAUUUUGAUCAGUUUCUGUGUAUACUCACCAAUCCUCAUUUAAGAAGCUACAUUUUCAAGUAAGUUUUUAUAUUAGGACAUCAGAUAACUCUAAUAUGCAAAUAUAGCCAUAUAAUAAAAUCUGCAGAGAUGUCUUACCGACUUCUCAGUUUAUUCUAAUUAAUUGAAAAGAUCUUCAGAAAUCUUAUAAAAUCUUAUAAAUUGUUCAAAAAUGUUUCACCGAUUUCUCAGUUUAAUUAAAUAAUUAAUUAACGAUCAAGUAACAAUAAUGUGCCCCUGAUUUAUUCACCGACACUAAACAUUGUAGACGUCAUUGAUUGUCUAUAAUAUCCAUGCGGAAAUAACACAACAUGUAAUAAAAAAGCAUCAUUUAACUGUUCAGGUAAUUAGAUUUUGCUUGCCUUUUUUAAAGUUGCAUUCCAAUCAGUCUUCCUAAAUUAUUAAAAAAAAAUAUAUCAAAUAGGUUAGUUUCCUUGUAGAAUCAGGCUUCCCAAUUUAAGAGAUAUUUGCUUUGGGUAAUUUUAAUAUUAGGAAAUCAGAUCGCCCUAAUUUUCAAAAUUAGCGGAAUAAAAUCAUACGAAAUAUCUUACCGACUUUUCAGUUUAAUUCAAUUAAUUUUAAAAUCUUCAGAAAUCUUAUAAAACUUUAAAAAUCUACAGAAAUAUUUUAACAAUUCUCGGUUUCAGUUAAUUAUUUAAUUCAAUUAAUUUUAUUAAAGAUCUAUUAAAAAUAAUGUGCUCCUGAUUUAUUCAUGCACCGAUAUUAAUGAUUGUAGAUGUCAAUGAAUGCCUGUCAUCUCCAUGCGGAAAUAACGCAACAUGUAACAAUACAGAAGGAUCAUUUAACUGUUUCUGUAAACAAGGUUUCUUAGGGGAUGGAUUGAAUUGUUCAGGUAAGAUCGUGCUUGCCCUUUUUAAUUUUUCAAUCCAAUUAGUGUUGCGGAAUUAUUGAAAAAAUCACAUCAUUUUGAUCAGUUUCUGUGUAUACUCACCCUUCCUCAUUUAAGAAGCUACAUUUUCAAGUAAGUUUUUAUAUUAGGACAUCAGAUAACACUAAUAUACAAACAUAGCCAUAUAAAAUCUUUAGAGACGUCUUACCGACUUCUCAGUUUAUUCUAAUUAAUUGAAAAGAUCUUCAGAAAUCUUAUAAAAUCUUAUAAAUUGUUCAGAAAUGUUUCACCGACUUCUCAGUUUAAUUAAAUAAUUAAUUAGCGAUCAAUUAACAGUAUUGUGCUCCUGAUUUGUUCACCGACACUAAAGAUUGUAGACGGCAUUGAUUGUCUAUAAUAUCCAUGCGGAAAUAACACAACAUGUAAUAAAAAUGCAUCAUUUAACUGCUCAGGUAAUUAGAUUGUGCUAGCCCUUUUUAAAGUUGCAUUCCAAUCAGUCUUCCUAAAUUAUUUAAAAAAAUACAUCAAAUAGGUUAGUUUCCUUGCCUUCCCCAUUUAAGAGAUACGUGCUUUGGGUAAUUUUGAUAUUAGCAAAUCAGAUUGCCCUAAUUUUCAAAAUUAGCGGCAUAAAAUCAUACGAAAUAUCUUACCGACUUUUCAGUUUAAUUCAAUUAAUUUUAAAAUCUUCGGAAAUCUUAUAAAAUCUUACAAAAUCUACAGAAAUAUUUUAACAAUUCUCGGUUUCAGUUAAUUAUUUAAUUUAAUUAAUUUAAUUAAAGAUCUAUAAAAAAUAAUGUGCUCCUGAUUUAUUCAUGCACCGAUAUUAAUGAUUGUAGAUGUCAAUGAAUGCCUGUCAUCUCCAUGCGGAAAUAACGCAACAUGUAAUAAUACAGAAGGAUCAUUUAACUGUUUCUGUAAACAAGGUUUCGAAGGGGAUGGAUUGAAUUGUUCAGGUAAGAUCGUGCUUGCCCUUUUUAAUUUUUCAAUCCAAUUAGUGUUCCGGAAUUAUUGAAAAAAUCACAUCAUUUUGAUCAGUUUCUGUGUAUACUCACCCUUCCUCAUUUAAGAAGCUACAUUUUCCAGUAAGUUUUUAUAUUAGGACAUCAGAUAACUCUAAUAUACAAACAAAGCCAUAUAAAAUCUUCAGAGAUGUCUCACCGGCUUCUCAGUUUAUUUUAAUUAAUUUAAAAAAUCUUGAAGAAUCUUAUAAAAUAUUAAAAAUCUUCGGAAAGAUUUAAUCGAUUUCUCCGUUCAAUUGAAUUAGUUAAUUUAAUUAUAGACCAAUUAACACUAUUAUGUGCUCCUAAUUUAUUCAUGGACGUUAAUGAUUGUAGAUGUCAAUGAAUGCUUAUCAACUCCAUGCGGGUAUAGCGCAACAUGUAACAAUACAGUAGGAUCAUUUAACUGUUCCUGUAAACGAGGUUUCGAAGGGGAUGGAUUAAAUUGUUCAGGUAAGGUAGUGCUUUAGCCCUCUUCAAGUUGCGUUUCAAUUAGUCUUCCUGAAUUGUUAAAAAAAUCACAACAUUUAGAUUAGUCUCUGUGUAGACUCACCCUUCCUGAGUUAAGAAGUUACAUUUUCAAGUAAGUUUUUAUAUUAGGAAACCAGAUGACCCUAAUAUUCGAACGUACCGAUAUAAAAUCUUCAGAAAUGUCUUGCCGACUUCUCAGUUGAUCCUAAUUAAUUAAAAAAUGUUCAGAAAUUUUAUAAAAUCUCAUAAAAUCUUUAGAAAUGUUUUACCGACUUCUCAGUUUAAUUAAAAUAUUUAUUAACGAUCAAUUAACAAUAAUAUGCUCCUGAUUUGUUCACCGACAUUAAUGAUUGUAGACGUCGUUGAAUGCCUGUCAUCUCCAUGCGGAAAUAAUGCAACAUGUAAUAAUACAGAAGGAUCAUUUAACUGUUUCUGUAAACAAGGAUUUCAAGGGCAUGGAUUCAAUUGUUCAG
This is a messenger RNA of Paramuricea clavata, 4944 nucleotides long. The record is from the annotation of a GenBank genome assembly. Lineage: Eukaryota; Metazoa; Cnidaria; Anthozoa; Malacalcyonacea; Plexauridae.